UCUUCUUGUUCAAUUUAUUCGCCUAAAAUCAUAUUGUUAAGUCUCCGUUGUUGUAGCAAAACUUCGUAAAUUUUCUUGGGUCUCUGCGGUUUAUUUUUUCCCUCUCUGGGUCAGAAUCCUGAUCUCCCUGAGAAUCACCGGCAUAAACACAAACACAUAGAAGUCGAUACUCUGAGAUUACUUGUGGAAGAAGACAAUGGGAGGCGUUUGUCCAGGUGGGGUGAAAGGCAGUAAGAAGCUGAAAACUGGCCCAAGGUCUAAAGGGCUCUCUGGAAAAUUGAAGCCGAUGAAGAGUAAAGCCUCAGAAUCAGAUUACACGAAGCAGAAAAGCUUCGAACCGAAUGAGAUCCCCUAUAUUUUUUCGAGCGAACUCAAGCCGAUGCCGCUGGUGAAGACAGCAUCUAACAAGGUUGGGCAGAGGAAUUCGUUUCUCGGGCGGGCCGGGAUGAUGGGGCUAGAGAGAGCUGUGGAGGUUCUAGACACACUUGGGAGCAGUGUGUCGAAUUUGAAUUCGGGAAGCGGGUUUCUCGCUGGCGUCUCCUCUUCCCGGGGAAUCAAACUCUUCAUAUUGGCCUUUGAAGUGGCCAAUACUAUUUCCAAAGGCGCCGCAUUGCUUCAGUCUCUUUCUGAAGAGAAUCUCAAACUCAUGAAGAAGGACAUGUUACAGUCCAAGGGAGUUAAGAAGUUGGUCUCUCCAGACACUGCAGCGUUGCAAAGAAUUGCUGCUUCUGACAAGAGGGAGGAGCUCGACGUUUUCUCCAAGGAAGUAGUAAGGUUCGGGAACAAGUGUAAAGAUCUGCAGUGGCACAGUCUUGAUCGGUAUUUUUCAAAGCUUGACACAGAGAACUCGCACCAGAGACAUCUCAGGGAUGAAGCAGAUAUGAGGAUGCAAGAACUCGUCACUCUUGCCCAGUUUACUUCUGAAUUAUAUCACGAACUCCAAGCUUUGGAUAGGUUUGAACAGGAUUACAAAAGAAAGCUUGCAGAAAUAGAGUCUCUAAAUCUCCCUCGAAGAGGAGAAAGUAUCAUUGUCUUACAGAAUGAGCUAAAACAACAGAAAAAGCUUGUCAGGAGCUUGCAGAAGAAAUCUCUUUGGUCCCGGAAUCUGGAAGAAAUUGUGGAGAAGCUUGUCGAUAUUGUUUCCUAUAUACAUCACGCAAUCGUGGCAGUUUUUGGCAACAAUGGUCUGAAAGACGAUGGAGGGAAGAAGGGUACUGAGGGAUUAGGUGAAGCCGGUCUUGCGCUACACUACGCUAACUUAAUCCAGCAAAUUGAUAGUAUUGUGUCUCGCCCCUCAUCACUUCCUCCUAACGUGAGGGAUACUCUAUACAAUGCGUUGCCUGUUAGUGUCAAGACAGGUCUGCGUUCCCGGCUGCAGACUCUUGAUCCUGAGGAAGAGUUAUCGGUGACAGAAAUCAAAGCUGAGAUGGAGAAGAUGCUUCACUGGCUCGUCCCCUUGGCCACAAACACGACCAAGGCACAUCACGGCUUCGGAUGGGUGGGAGAAUGGGCCAACUCGGGGAUCGAUUAUGGGAAGGGCAAAUCCGGGAAUAACAAUAAUCCAACGAGGCUGCAGACGCUCUAUCACGCUGACAAACACAAGGCGGAUUCUUACAUCCUCGAACUCGUUGUAUGGCUUCAGAGACUGAUGAAGGCUGUGAGGAAAAGAGAUCACGGAAUCAGGGUCCCGCCUCCUUACAGUUCUCCGCAUAAUAAACGAUCCAAAAUCACGAUCUCGAAGGCACAGCUCUCACUUUCCCCGGACUAUAGCACCCGAAGCUCCCAACUGUCACUAGAAGACAGGUUCUUGCUCGACAGAGUCCGGAGUAUAAGAUUUAAUCCCAGUUUAAGCAAGAGCCAGGAGUUUUUCGGGUUGAGGAGCAAGAAAGGAAACAAGAUCUGGGCAUUGAGCAGAAGUUCUGGCAACUCUCCAAGUAUGGGUUUUUCAGACCAAAAGGCAAACACUUUGGACAUCGUCGACGGUUUGGAUUUCACGUUUCGAGAAGCAUAAGUUUGAUGUUUUCAUUCUGUUUUUGAUCCAUUUUUCUUUGUUGAUUUACCCUGUAUUAUACUAUAUAUAUAUAUAUAUAUAUAUCCUUGUAUAUACACACACACAAUGAGUACAAAAAGAGAGGUGAUGGAAUAAAUGUAACAGCCAAACAACACAGAGACUAUGUUGUGUUUCAGUGCAACUUGAGUUUUG
Tarenaya hassleriana is the source of this 2203-nucleotide messenger RNA. RefSeq lists its product as uncharacterized. The record is from RefSeq and is a predicted model, not a curated record. NCBI's taxonomy places the organism in Eukaryota, Viridiplantae, Streptophyta, Magnoliopsida, Brassicales, Cleomaceae. The transcript is spliced from 13 exons. Gene Ontology annotation, biological process: positive regulation of growth. The coding region runs from base 197 to 2011 and encodes 604 amino acids.